CGCUGCUAUUACCGUACCACGCAUGGAGUAGUACUAGAGCACGCACUCCGCUCAUUUUAGCUACAACCACCCAUUCUCACCUUCUUCUCUGUCCAACAAAAUUUCUGGAGAUUAAUCAAGCCUGGAAUAUGGAAGAACAAGAUCGCAAUGAAUAUUUGCAGUUUUCGCCACUGGUAAUGGAUUGGAUAGCAAGUAAUGCAUCUGGUUCACUUAGUAACUUUGACUCCGACCAGCACUAUAUCAAGGCAGCAGGGAGUGGGCCUUGUCAGUGGAUGCAUUGCCAGCCAACACCUCAAAACUAUGUUCAGUUUCUUUCAGAGACAGGGCACACUGAAAUCCAGAAACAACUGUCAUAUGAUGUUUCAGCACAAUUUCCUACUUUGGGACUACCAAAUCCUUCUCAAUUGGAAGAAUACCUGAGGCCGCAUAAUGGUGGAGAUUUUGUGACCUCAGUCACAGGCUUGGAACAACUUGGUGUAGAGGAACAGAAGUUGAAUGAAGAGUUUAAUCAUGCAUUUGAAACUUAUUCACAAUCAUGUGCUGCUGCGUACAAAGAUCCUUCUAAACUCAAUAGGAAAAGAUCAAGAGAGAGAGCUUAUGCUACUGAUCGUAUUCGCAAAUUGAGGAUAUCACGUUGGCUAGAUGCUUUACAAGAAUUGGUUCCUUCUCCAGAAAGGGGUGGUCAAGCAGCCUUGCUGGAUGGGGUCAUUGACUAUAUCAAGUAUUUGCAAUAUCAAAUGAAGGAUCUAUGUCGAAACCGAUUGGGAGGUGGAUCAACUUCUAAUUCUGUUAUUUUCCUUGAGGAACAUGGGCAUUACUUUGUUCAGGAUCAGAUGCUCAAUGGUCCUCUGGAAGAGAUGAUAGGGAAGUUGAUUAGGGCUUAUCCUUCAGCAGCUACUGAACUGCUGCAGAGUAGAGGUCUCAUCGUGUUGCCUAUGACUUUUGCAGAAGAAUUACUUGAAUCUACGGACAUGCUGGAUAUGCAAGGUUGAUUUUCAGUUUUUGACCUCAGACAUUGUGAUUGAUUAUAUCUGGUAUUCAUGUAUGCCAAAAUAAGAGCAAUCUUGAUUCUAUACGGAUAUCAUUAGUUCUUGUCCUGCAUUCUUGAUAGGACAUCUUUUUUUUUUAUAUAAAUAAAAUAAAAUAUAAAGGUUUGUGCCAACUAAUAAUCAAAUUAAUGCAUCAAUUCUUGAGGUGUUGUUCUAUUUCCUAACAUUCUAUGGCUCGUGGAAUAGACCAAAAUCUCAUAUGGGGAGAUCUCUGAUUCCUGUCAUUCAUUCAGGGGUUUCCAGAUGUGGUAGAAUAGUAUCAUGUGUAACAUAAAGUAAUAAAUAUAACUGCGUAUCUUUUUU
This is a messenger RNA of Salvia miltiorrhiza (redroot sage), 1352 nucleotides long. Its product is annotated as transcription factor LRL2-like. Gene Ontology annotation, molecular function: DNA-binding transcription factor activity, RNA polymerase II-specific; protein dimerization activity; RNA polymerase II cis-regulatory region sequence-specific DNA binding. Bases 129 to 992 code for a protein of 287 amino acids. NCBI's taxonomy places the organism in Eukaryota, Viridiplantae, Streptophyta, Magnoliopsida, Lamiales, Lamiaceae. The transcript has 8 exons. The record is from RefSeq and is a predicted model, not a curated record. Gene Ontology annotation, biological process: regulation of transcription by RNA polymerase II. Gene Ontology annotation, cellular component: nucleus.